AUGGCUACCCGGAGUUACAGGAGGCUAUUCGUGCCUUACCAGCAAACUACAACUUUGAAAUUCACAAGACAGUUUGGCGAGUGCGCCAAGCUAAAGUCCAAGAGGGUGGCCCUGCAGUUGCCAGAAGGGCUUCAGAUGUUUGCCUGUGUGAUCGCCGACAUCAUUGAAAGGUUCACGGAAGCAGACACGCUGGUGAUGGGGGACGUGACGUAUGGAGCCUGCUGCGUGGAUGACUUCACCGCCCGGGCACUGGGGGCCGACUUCAUGGUGCACUACGGACACAGCUGCCUCAUUCCCAUCGACUCCACGGCGGGCAUCAAAAUGCUGUACGUCUUUGUGGACAUCCAGAUGGACACGUCCCACUUCCUGGACACGGUCCGCUUCAACUUCCCCCCAGGCCAUUCUCUGGCCCUGGUCAGCACCAUCCAGUUUGUGGCCGCUCUGCAGGCUGCGAGUGCUGCUCUGAGGCCGGACUAUGAGGUGCUGGUGCCCCAGUGUCGGCCCCUGUCCCCGGGGGAGAUCCUGGGCUGCACCUCCCCAAGGCUGGACCGCUCCGUCAGUGCCAUCAUUUAUCUUGGAGAUGGAAGAUUUCACCUUGAGUCUAUUAUGAUUGCCAACCCAGAGAUACCAGCGUACAGGUAUGAUCCCUACAGCAAAAUCUUCUCGCGGGAGCACUAUGACCACCAGGCCAUGCGGGCCGCCAGGCUCCAGGCCGUCGACAGAGCCCGCACAGCCCAGAGAUGGGGGCUCAUCCUGGGCACCCUUGGACGCCAGGGCAACCCUAAGAUCAUGGAGCACCUGGAGUCCAAACUGGAGUCUCAAGGCAAGUCCUUCACCAGGCUCCUGCUCUCGGAGAUCUUCCCCAGCAAGCUGGAGCUGAUGACCGACGUGGAUGCGUGGGUGCAGGUUGCCUGUCCUCGGCUGUCCAUUGACUGGGGCACGGCCUUCUCCAAACCCCUGCUGUCUCCGUACGAGGCUGCUGUGGCGCUCCAGCAGGUUGGCUGGCAGGAUGUGUACCCUAUGGACUUCUACUCCAAUCAAAGCCUGGGACCCUGGGCCCCCAAUCACCCCGACAACCAGCCGGCGCGGGCCCCUCGCCGGCAGACCCAGAAGAGUGGCCAGGAUCAAUCCCAGCCUCCCAUGCCCAAGUCCUGCGGACGGGACCAGAGCGCCCCCUGUGGCUGCCAGGAGGAAUGACGGACAGAGCGGAACUGUUCUAUUCCACGCCGGCAGCCAACCACGGCUUAUCUCCACCAUCUGCAGGAGACCGGCCAGCCAAUCAGAACCUCUGAGCACAUCGUCACUGCGUGUCACAGAACGCUGCUGUGCACCCUCCUCGCUAGUCUCUCCCUUGAUAUGUCAACAGAGAGAAAACAACAACAACAAACACAACAACAAACAAACUGCAUCACACAUUGAAAAGAUGCCUUUAUUGCCUGUUGUCAGAGAGAGACAGAGAGAGAGAGAGAGAAAAGGGAGAGGAUGACAGAACUGCCUUAUUAUUCUUAUCCUAACUAUUCGUGGACGAAUUUGCUGCCAUCAUUCAGUCAUGUUUUUCAUAGCUACAGUUCAUGUAACCACACUUCACAAAACAUUUGCUUGUGUAAUAUUCUUCAUAGCAGCCAAAGCCUGAAUAGACAUUGGACGUUGAAUGUUGUAUGCGACAUUUACCACAACAUGAAAUAGGAACUGAAAUGUAAUGUGUCUGAAGUGUAUGGAAUCUAU
Messenger RNA from Clupea harengus (Atlantic herring), 1725 nucleotides. RefSeq names its product diphthamide biosynthesis 1 (gene dph1). Gene Ontology annotation, molecular function: 2-(3-amino-3-carboxypropyl)histidine synthase activity. The transcript is spliced from 12 exons. Gene Ontology annotation, biological process: protein histidyl modification to diphthamide. The record is from RefSeq and is a predicted model, not a curated record. Bases 1 to 1197 code for a protein of 398 amino acids. NCBI's taxonomy places the organism in Eukaryota, Metazoa, Chordata, Actinopteri, Clupeiformes, Clupeidae.